Molecule: messenger RNA, 1179 nt
Organism: Colletotrichum siamense
Lineage: Eukaryota; Fungi; Ascomycota; Sordariomycetes; Glomerellales; Glomerellaceae
Exons: 3
Coding region: 1-1179 (392 amino acids)
Source: RefSeq, a predicted model, not a curated record
AUGAGCCAAGUCCAUGAAACAUUGGGCAGCAUCUUUGGUCCGCCAUCAGGAUUUACGAGGGAUGAGAGCAAGAAGCAAUGGAGCCUGUCACUGAACUUCAGCUAUAUCCAAGAUCCAGCCAUCUGGGAAUGUAUCAAACCGGCCAUGGAAUCACUCGCUGGCGGGACUGCUUUCUACUUUGACUCUCGUGGUGACUUGACUCUAAAGGUUGGAGACAUCAGCGACGAGAAGUUGCGUGUGUACGAGUUUGUUGUGUGCUCAAGGUCCCUUGCACGCUGGUCUUCCGUCUUCCGUGCGAUGCUGUUCAGUGGUUUCGCUGAGUCGCGGCCGAAGGACAAUGCGCCAUGGACGAUCGAAAUGCCAGAAGACUCUAUUUCUCCCGUUUUUCUACUUUUGAGUAUUGUGCAUGGACACUUCCAACACAUACCCAAGAGCCUUCCGCAGGACCAUCUCUGCCAGUUGUUGGUUGUUACCGAGAAGUACGAUAUGACGCAGACUCUAAGUCCGUGGGCCUCAACAUGGUUCCAACCAUACGCUGCCACGAACACAUCAUCAGCCGAUGGGGAAGAGAUUGUCAUGUGGAUCUCGUGGGAACUUGGUCAUGAAGAGACUUUUUGCAACUGCGCGAAGAAUUUGUUGCUCAGGUCGAAAAUCAAUGACGAGGGAGAGCUACUUGACAGCAACAGCAUCGCUCUGAGCACUUACACGUUCCUCGAGCCUCCGGGAAUCCUCGAAACGAUCGCCGCGACCAGAGCAACGGUCAUUCACGAGAUGACCAGAGUGCUCUACGACGCUAUCGAGGUUGCACUGCAGAAUGACAAGUGCGUACGCUCAAGCAACAGUAGAUAUGGCUACAACAGCUGCAGCCACCGUCCAAUGACAUCGGAUCAAUGCAUCAGGCUGGUUCUCGGCUCCCUCAUCCAGCAAGUUCACAAGAUUGGCCUGCAGGAUGUGGCACUUUUGCAGAGCGCCACGCCCAAGUAUCUCGGGAGCAUCAACGACCUAUCGUCGGCGAUUCAAUCGAUCAAGUUCUCAUUGGAUGAUCAAAACCACAAUUAUUGCAACCCAUUGCAAAAUAUUAAGGAUAAGGUCGCGAGUCUUGUGGCCAACAUCGAAUCCCCUGUGACUGACAACCAUUUGGAAUACUUGCGAACCCAAGCGAAGAAAACUGGUGUUUGA